Messenger RNA from Exophiala dermatitidis NIH/UT8656, 1014 nucleotides. RefSeq lists its product as uncharacterized. The record is from RefSeq and is a predicted model, not a curated record. Lineage: Eukaryota; Fungi; Ascomycota; Eurotiomycetes; Chaetothyriales; Herpotrichiellaceae. Bases 1 to 1014 code for a protein of 337 amino acids. The transcript has a single exon.
AUGACCACGGUCGAUAUCUCCAGCCUGGCGCUCAGUCGCAGCAGCGGACCACGGCUCUCCCGAUCGCACACGCUCAACUUCAUCGGGGACUGGGGCCAAGCCAACUUCCAUCGGAUCUGCGGAUGGCUAACGCAAGAGUUUUGCGACCGAGCAGGCCCCCUUAGCCGCGUGGCGACAUGGAGCAUCCGCGGCGGCGGGAUUGAAUCACUGUACCUAGUGCAGAACGGCGAAGCAGACCUGGCAAUCAACACGCCAGCCAAGCUGCUCAAGAGCGCUCUGACAGGCGAGGACGGGUCACUGUUUGCUGGUAAGCCGUUACCGAACCUCCGCGCGCUGGCCGUGCUCCCCCAGAACGACCGGAUGGUUCUUGCGAUCGACACGAAACUGCAGAUCAGGACAUUCGACGACCUGCGCCGUGUCAAACCGCCUCUCAAGAUCGCGACGUCCACGCACGAUGGGACGAAUUUCAUCGGCUUCGUUGCCCGCCGGUUCAUAGAGGCCCAUGGCAUCUCCGAGGCAGAACUCAAUUCCUGGGGUGGGAAAUUUGUUACUGCCCAUCGACCUGAACAGUGCAUUGCCUUCAUGGAGACAGGCGAGGCCGACGCUGUGCUGCAGGAGGCCAUCAUGACGCCCUGGUGGAGGGGAUUGAUUGAGUCCGGCAGAUUGAUCCCAUUGCCGGCUGAACAGGCGGCGCUCGACUCUCUGCAUGCUUCGAUCGGUUUGCCCACGAACAGUCUCCCUAAGGGAUACUGGGCAAACUUGGAAACCGAGCUACCUGCGCUCGACUUCUCCGACUUUGUCAUCUUUGUCCGCGACGAUAUGCCCCAAGACAUUGCGUACUUGCUGACCUGGUGUCUGGUCGAGACAAGAGCUGCCAUUGAGGUCCAGUACAAGCAUAUUCCGCCAGAGAAGAGUCCGCUCACAUAUCCUCUCAAUCCGGUGGAGAUGGCAAAGGCACCGUUUCCUUUGCAUCCCGGAGCACAGAGAUAUUACUCCGAAAAAGGCUACCUUUGA